CUUACAAUAUACAUGCCCUUUAUGCACCAGAUCAAACACAUUAUUAAUAAAGUUUUAAAAAAACUUUUUAUAUAUCCACCAUGUGGAUGUAACUCAGUUUGCAUUGGCAUCCUGUUACGCAUGUUUUUGGAUAAAUUUAAUGCACGUGCACCCGUGAACCUCUUAUGAGGGCCAGAACACAACGACAACAGAGUAAGAUGGGCGACGACAAGUAGGGCAGGCAUAUUCUAUUCUUCAUAACGCACGAUAUGAUUUCCUGAUGUAGGCCCUACUGCUGCUUUAUGCUUCACCUGGUGGCACUAGUUCUGGUGCAACCUUACAAUAUUAGACAACACUCUGCAAUCGCGGAUGAUAUGGUGUUCUGAUUCACAGUGUGCGAGCGAGGGGGCUUAACAAAGAGGGUCAUUAUCUUUCAUUAUUGCUUUCCUUGCUACAAUGGCGCAAGGGAAGCUAAUAUCACGGAGUUGCGACUCAAAGUGUCGGUAUACAAAUAAGUAAAUGACAUAAGCGCAACAACCGGCAAUGACAUACAUUUCCUGUGAAAAGAAGUAUGCAAAAUGUAAUGAGAACAAAAAUUUCUCCGCAUCCCUUCACCACCGCCCUACCCCUGCAAGACACAGUCAUACGGUCACGUUAGUCACAAGAUCCGUAGGCGUUACUCGCUGACAAGUCUUAUCAGCCGGUUCUAAAAAUUAGGAUCCGUAACUUAAAUCCGCACAUUGUGUGUUCACUGUGUGCAGGUUACUUCAUGGAUGCUACGACCAUAAGAGAAUGCUUACACACUUUUUGCAAGAGCUGUAUUGUGAAAUAUCUUCAGUCCAGUAAAAACUGCCCUCAGUGUGGCAUCAAAAUUCAUGAAACACAGCCCCUUUCAGGUCUCAAAGCAGAUAAUGUGAUGCAAGACAUAGUCUACAAAUUGGUGACUAAUUUAUUUGAAAAUGAAGAAAAAAGGAAAGAAGAAUUCUGUAAGUCUAGAGGAAUAAACGUUGCCAAAGAGCUGAAUGAAGCUGAUCAAAAUGUUCCAUUAACCAGUGUUUAUGAUAGCCCAACUGGCCACCACUAUAGUAACGAUGAACUGGUGUCAUUGUGCCUUGAGAGAGACAGUUUACUGCUUCCACUGCAAAACAUAAAUGGGCAACCAGUUCACAUCCCACCCUUGGACAGAAAGUUCAUCAGAUGUUCCACACGUACCAGGAUAGCACAUGUUAAGAAACUCCUUAGGAAAAAGCUGGUGUUGUCUCAGUCUCUCAAGCUUACCAUAUCAUGUAGUGAGGCCAGUGGUUUAGAUGACAAUUGGAAUCUUAAACAGAUUUGGCUGCAGCAUUGGUUAGACAAGGACCCACCCUUAAUAUUGUAUUAUGCCAUCUCUAGUUCUUGACACCCGUCAGUCAGAUGAGAAUCAGAAACCCGGUUAACUUAUCAGUCAGGGCCCCGUAACUCAAAAGCAUUUGCAUUGCGACCAAGCACAAGCAUCUCAAUUCCAUAACUCGCCCAUACUCACCCCAUAUAAUACAUUGUAGCCUCUAUGUGAUAUCGCUAUUCGCAAUACCUGAUGCUUUCAAGUUAUGGAGCCCUGGUCUACAAGCACAAGGAAGCUUUAUAUAAUAAAAGGAAAGUGCUGUUAAGUCCAAAUUCAUGUUGAAAACAUUCCAGCCAUUGAUAACUUCUAAAUGUUCUCACUGUGAGGAUAUUAGCACUGGUUACAGGCUUUAGAAAUGAAGUCCAGAAUGUGCAAUCUUAGUGCCAUUAUUAAAGUUCAUGAAAAAAGGUCAGACUAUCAAAAUGAUGACGUGCUUUCAUCAAUGGUUCCACCUCAGUUGAACAAUUGCUUUACAAGACUUGCAAGUUGAUAUUUCAGUUUUCAGCUCACAUAACAUGUAAGGUGACUCCCAGACAUGCACACUAAUAAAAAAUAACAUCUAUCCUCAAAGGGCUUUUUAUAUUGUUUA
Messenger RNA from Lingula anatina, 1949 nucleotides. Its product is annotated as polycomb group RING finger protein 1. Gene Ontology annotation, cellular component: PRC1 complex. NCBI's taxonomy places the organism in Eukaryota, Metazoa, Brachiopoda, Lingulata, Lingulida, Lingulidae. Gene Ontology annotation, biological process: negative regulation of transcription by RNA polymerase II. Gene Ontology annotation, molecular function: promoter-specific chromatin binding. The record is from RefSeq and is a predicted model, not a curated record.